UGCCGUCCGCCUGUGGCUCAGUGACCCUGCAGGCAGCCUCACGCGUGGCCGCGCGCGCAACGCUGGGACGGUUCAACGCUUCGGUGUGUUAGAAGGAGUAAACCCAGUGAUACAGCAGUAGACUGACAUUGCUCGUGAUGGUGAUGCCGGUGAUGGAGUGACCGGUUAUGGAGUGACCGGUGAUGGUGUGACGGUGAUGGUGUGACGGUGAUGGUGUGGCCGGGGAUGGAGUGACCGUGCGCGCCUGCGGAGGCUUCACCCGCGUGCGAUGGGACAGACGCGAGGCAGCUGCCGCACGGGUGUUCGGUUCGGGGCAGCUCCGAGCGUUACAACAACAAACGAUGCGACAACACAAUAGAAGUGCAAAGUAAAGAGUAAGACGACGCUCGCUGGUAACCUGCCGUUUUCCCUGCGGUCGCGCAAACGCGCUCAACGCACUUCACAAAACCGGCGACUGCUCGCCGCCGCGACCACGCGGCGGGACCAUGGCCCAGCCUGGCAGCCUCCUCCUGCUGCUGCUGCCGCUGCUUCUGGCCACGUGCCUUGGCCUCGCGGCCGCUCUGCUGCCCGGUGCAGGAGACACGAGCCCCAGACACGUGAGCCCUGGAGGCCCGGGCCCCAGAGACACGGGCCCAGGAGACACGGGUCCAAGAGACUUGAGCUUAGGAUACGCAAGCCGCAGAUACUCAAGCCGCAGAUACGCGAGCCCCGGAGACACGACGAGCCCGGGAGAUGCGAACUUAGGGUCCGCGAGUUCUCGGCACACGAGUGUCGGGGACGCGAGUCCAGGAGACGCGAGCCCAGGGACCACCACGGCACUGGCUCCCACCGACGCCGCGUCCCACGCCUGGCAUCCCGUGAGCUUGGGCUCAACUGCCGCCCGGAUGCUGCUGCUGGCCAUGUUUCGGGCUCACGGCCGCGCGGCCGUUUCUUCCUCCGGGGACGGACCGCUGCCAGACGGCGCCGAUGAAUCACCGGCUCCGACGUCGAGGUCAACAGCGGCGGCGGCCAUGGCAUUGUCCAUGUUGCGGUCGUUGAUAUCUCAUCGGCACCCCGCUCGCAACGGAACGCUCGCUUCCGGAGGUCCGGCGAUCAGCUGGGGCCCCCUGGACGCGAGCAAGGAGGAUGCUGCGCUCGCCUCCAUGCAGACGGAGCGAGACGUCGACCUGGCCUUGCCCGGCGAUGCCGAGGGUCCGACGUCGAUCGUGACGCACGGGGACGAGAGGUCGGAGGAGAGGUCGGAGGAGAGGUCGGAGGAGAGGUCGGAGGAGAGGUCGGAGGAGGAUGAGGACAAGUCAUCGUUCGUGGCGUCGCUGGUGGACGAGGGUUUGCUGCCGGCCACGUUUGACGGCAUCGCGCCAGCCUCGGCGUCCGUGAGCGAGGGUGGAGAGGAGCCGUCUGUUUCGCCGCGGGGCCGAUGGGAGGAAUCUCCGGCUGCGGGGUGGUCCUCCUCGACCAGUCACGCAACGAAACGAUGGCAGGGAGGAGGGUGGACUUUCACAUCGGCCAGCUGGGCCUCCUCCGCUACGCGGGGCUCCAACGUGGCGAGAGAGACCCCGAGCGAGGAGACCCCGACACGCGCGGCCGCCGUGCCGACCGCGGCGCGAGAAGAAGGCGAUGCGUUUGGCACGAGUCGAACGCCGACGACCCGUUCUGUCGGUGCGCGCGGAAUCACCCUCAGCAGCAGCGCAGGCAUCGUGACAACAACGACAACAACAGCAGCAGCAGCAGCUCCGACCUCAACACAGUUCACGAACCCCACCGCAAAGACGAGCGCCACCAGAUUGUGGGACUUUCCGCCGACAUCGCACGCGACGGCGGCGCAGGGUGCGGUGCAAGACGGAGACGACUUUGAGAGGAGCAGCGUCGGCAGCGAGGUGUUGCUCACCAGCAUCGAGCCACCUCCGAGCGAUUCGUCUCAGACGACGGCCCCGACGGGCCCAUCCCGCGGCGGCGGUGGCGGCGACUCCGCCUUCACCUCGACGGCGGCGGCAGCGGCGGCGGCAAAUUCACCGGGCCGCUCGGAAAUUCCACGUGCGUCAGCGUCCCCCGCUCCGGCGAUCUCCCCGGGGACGGACAGCUGGGCGAGGCGCGUGCCCAGCAGCUCGCCCGCCCAAGCGUCCUCCGGCUUCGCGCUACUUGGCGGCGGCAGCACGGAGGCCCCCGGGGGACGAGGGCGGCCGCCGUGGCAGAUGGCAUCGUCGUCGUCGUCGUCGCCCGCCGCCGCCACGUCUCCUGAUUUCCCCGGGGGGUCCGGGACCUCCUCUCGCUCCGUCGCUCGGACGUCGGCGGGCAGCAUCAUUUGGAGCGACCGACACGAUGGCGGCGGCGGCGACGAUGAUGACGAUGGACGUUUAAACUCGCCCUCCAUCACCACGGCCGUCGCCUGGCCGCAGGGCCACGGUGAGCGUGAAUCUCUCCUCGGCAGCACCGAGAGCCCUCGCUCCACCGCCGCCGCCUCCACGGCCGCUCCUGCCGCCGUCGCCACGGCGAUGCCGGGGAUGUCCGUUGGCAGCGGUGGCACUAACGGGGCAGGCGGAGGCGGCGGAGAGGGUGCGGAGGCCACGCCGUGGUCGGCUUGGGGUCGGGAGGUCAUGGUGGAUGCUGGUGUGGGCGGGGAGCAGCGGGCGGCCGAGAGGGACACGUGGGGCUGGACCCAGCACACCCGGCAUGACCCAGGUGAGCUGAUAUCAUCGCCCCCAUCCCACACGACGGACGCACGGACGCUCCCUCCCACGGGCAACGCGAGCGCGACCUCCGACCCCACCACCACCGCCGCCACCACAAGGGGACGGCCGCCGUGGCAUCUCCGCCCGCGGGUGGCCCCGCUCUUCCCCGUGCCGGGAGCGGCCGGUUCGGCGUGGGCGUGCGGAGGCCCCGCCGGCGUCGGCUCCAGCCUGGCGUACGGCCUGGGCGCCUGCUUCGCGCUGCUCGCGCUGCUCUCCCUGGCGGCGCUCGCCCUCUCCCCGGGCGCCCGACACUUCCCGGCGGCGCGCGUCCACUUCGCCGUGUCGAGCGGCGCGGCCCUGCUGCUGUCCUCGCUCAGGGCCGCGUCGCUACUCUGGCUUCAGAGCGAGCGAUCGCCGUCGCCGUCGUCGUCGUCGCCGCCGCCGUCGUCGUCGCCGCCGCCGCUGCUCCCGCUGCUGCUGCUGCACGACGCGGCGCUGCCGUGCCCCGGCUCGGCGCUCGCCGCGCUCUUCCUGGCGACGCUGGUGGCAUCCCGCACGCGAGUGCCCCUGCUGCGCGGGACGCCCGGGCCCCUGGCGCUGCUCGUCGCGGUGCUCGCUCACUUCGCCCUCUCGCUGGCCGCCGCCGCCGCCGCCACGGGGCUCACGGAUGCGGCGACGGCGGCGGGGCCGACCGCGGCGGCGACGCCGCCGCCGCGCUUCGAGAGGCGCGGCGAGCCGCCCGCGCCGUCGGCGGAGAUCGGCGGCGGCCUCGGGCCGUCCCUGCUCAUGGUCAGCCGGGCGCUCUCGGCCGCGUGGGGCCUGGCGCUGUCGCUCGCGUACGUCGCAGCCUUCCCCGGCCUCCGGCGUGCCAUGCGCUGCCGGCGCAAGGAGCUGCGGGCCGCCAGCCUGUGCAAGACCAAGCUGUACGGCCUGGCGCUCCACGGCGGCCCCGCGGGCGGUGGCCUGCAGGCGUCCGGCGCCGUGGUGCUGCUCGUGGCCGCGGUGGCCGCGCCCUACUUCUGCCUCUGCUUCUACGCCGCCAUCAGCUCACAGGGGCUCGCUCGCUGGGCCGGCGACGACGAGGAGGAGGGCGACGAGGGUUUGGCGAUGGCGCGGCGUAACGCUCUCCUCAUUUGCCUGCGGCUGGGCGAGCUCGCGCUCUGCCUUGCCGCUAGCGGACUGGCGCUCUACCUCCGCCUGCUGCACGUGCGCUGGCGCGACGUGGCCCCGCGUCGCUUCUUGGACAGCGGCGUUCGCUUGCCUCCCUCGGCGCCGCGGCACCAGCAACACGAGGCGUCUCGCAACGGCGGCGUCGUCGGCAACGGCGGCCUCCUCCAGGUCCACCCGGAGCUGCUGGACAUGAUCGACCUCAAGGGCAGCAUCUCCAGCAGCUGCCGCUCGAUGGAGCGCAGAGACAAUGGCGGCGGCUGCCUCCAGGACAACGCGUCGGUGUCCGAGUCCUUCAUCUGCGUGCGGAUUUCAGAAGGCGGCGGCGACGGCGUUGGCGAUGAGCAGAGCGGCGCCGGGGGUGGCAGACAGCGGUCGGUCAACAGCAGGCACCCUGCCCACGUGGGGGUGGUGGGCAACGGGCACGGCGGGCGGGGAAAGACGGGCGGCAAGGCGGAGGUGCGGAGGCGGGAGGUGCAACGCGACGGGGAGUCGUGCGCGGGAGACGACCCCGACUUCCCCAUGCACCUGUCGUGGAGCGAGACGCUGCCCAGCUGCUCGCGGCUCAGGCAGGCCGAGGCGUCGUAUCUGCCCGGCGCUUGCAGCAGCGACGACUCGUCGCUCAUGCUGCUGGGAUCCAGUAGCCCGGACUCGAGCAGCGAGAGGAAGCGGCAGGGCAACAGCAUCCCCAUGUGA
Messenger RNA from Lethenteron reissneri (Far Eastern brook lamprey), 4532 nucleotides. RefSeq names its product mucin-19-like. The record is from RefSeq and is a predicted model, not a curated record. Lineage: Eukaryota; Metazoa; Chordata; Hyperoartia; Petromyzontiformes; Petromyzontidae.